Misgurnus anguillicaudatus (oriental weatherfish) is the source of this 4493-nucleotide messenger RNA. It is a transcript of the gene pear1, whose product is annotated as platelet endothelial aggregation receptor 1. NCBI's taxonomy places the organism in Eukaryota, Metazoa, Chordata, Actinopteri, Cypriniformes, Cobitidae. The record is from RefSeq and is a predicted model, not a curated record. Gene Ontology annotation, molecular function: scavenger receptor activity; protein binding.
AACGCCGCGCGCUCUCCUGCGCACCAAGCUACAUGAUACGGUAAAUGUUUACGAGCACAACAAUUUAACCAUCACUUUGGCAGUAAGACUCGGCUACAAACUUUAUUACUGAUUCACUUUUACAAAGCAUAAAGAAGGACGUCCGUCUGAAACACUGUAUCCAUUUUCCUCUUGACGGAGCACUGAAGAAUUUUCGUUCAAGACAUUUCAAUGCCACUUCUCCAGUAAGGAAGCAGAAAGAAGUGACAUUAGCAGAGGAAGCAGUGAGUUAGAGGAAGAGCAGGAUGAAGAUGGCGGAGAGCUGUGUGGUCCUGUUUGUCUUGGGCUGUGUGUGUGGACUGUCAUUGUCUUUAGACCCCCGAGAACCAAAUGUCUGCAGCUUAUGGGAAAGUUUCACCACUUCAGUGAAGCAGUCGUAUGCUCGCCCGUUUGACCAAGUGUAUGAAGAGACAUGCACCGAACCCUGGAGCCCUAACAAAUGUACCCGACACAGGAUCACUUAUAAAACAGCGUAUAGGCAGGUGGUAAAAAUGGACUACCGUAGGAGAUACCAGUGCUGCCGUGGCUUUUAUGAGAGUGGAAAUAAAUGUGUCCCACGUUGUACCAAAGAGUGUGUCCAUGGCCGUUGUGUAGCACCUGAUCGGUGUCAGUGUGAGAGCGGCUGGCGCGGAGACGACUGUUCCAGCUCAUGUGAUGCCCAGCAUUAUGGUCCAGGCUGUAAGAUGACCUGCGAGUGCCAGAACGGAGGAUUGUGUGAUGUUCUUAAAGGAUCUUGCCUCUGUCCUGCUGGAUUCACUGGUCCACAUUGCAAGGAGCCCUGUUCUGAAAAGUCAUUCGGUCUAGGUUGUCUACAGGAUUGCAAGUGUGGAACAGGAGGAUUCUGCAAUAAAACCACUGGGGAAUGUGUGUGCAAGACAGGUUUUACUGGAACAUUGUGUGAGGUGCCAUGUAUGAGACAAAAGUGUCCUCCACGCUGCCCAUGUCAGAAUGGAGGCAUCUGCCAAGGAAGAGGAGUCUGCUUGUGUCCUCAUGGCUAUAUGGGUGAAGUCUGUACUGAGCAAUGUCCACCGGGCCGGUUCGGUAUUAACUGUGCUAAUGAAUGUAUGUGCCAUAACGGUGGCCACUGUGAUCCAGUGAACGGCCAAUGUCAGUGCAAUGAAGGCUACACAGGAGAAAGGUGUCAUGAGGAGUGUCCAGUGGGUACAUACGGCAAGGACUGUAAGGGUGUGUGUGACUGUGCUAAUGGAGCCCGGUGCUAUAACAUCCACGGCGGAUGUCUGUGUGAUCAGGGCUUUACGGGUCCCCGCUGUGACCGAAGGAUGUGUCCUGAUGGGACCUUUGGCAUGCACUGUGAACAACGCUGCCUAUGUAACUCCCAAAACACUCUCAGCUGUCACCCCCUGAAAGGGGAGUGUACCUGUCAUCCUGGUUGGGCGGGGCUGUAUUGCAAUGAAACCUGUCCACAUGGUUACUAUGGUAACGGUUGUCUCGAGCCUUGUCUUUGUGUGAAUGGAGGAGUGUGUGACACAGUGACCGGCCAGUGCCAUUGUGCUCCUGGAUACACAGGUUUGCAUUGUGAGAAACAGUGUGAGGAUGAGUUUUAUGGGAACGAGUGCUUAUCUCCUUGUACCUGUGUAAACUCUAUAGCCUGUUCUCCUAUUGAUGGAACCUGCUUCUGUAAAGAGGGUUGGAGAGGUCUUGACUGUUCUGUGGCGUGCUCAAAGGGUGCAUGGGGUCCUGGCUGUAACUUCACAUGUCAGUGUGCAAACGGGGCAUCCUGUCACCCUGCUGACGGGUCAUGCAAAUGCACUGCAGGAUGGAGAGGAGACAAAUGUGAUGAGCCCUGUCCUAUAGGCACGUUUGGCCCAGGCUGUCAAGACAAAUGUGACUGUCUGCAUGAUGAGGGAUGCCACAGUAUUACAGGACAGUGUCUGUGUUUACCAGGCUGGACAGGUUCACGCUGCACAGAGCGAUGUCCAGAUGGCACAUGGGGACAUCAGUGCAACCAAACGUGCUCGUGCCUCAACAGCGCCACCUGUCAGGCACACACAGGAACAUGUCUGUGCAAACCUGGAUUCUGGGGAGCUCAGUGUCAACACAAGUGCAGUGCAGGUCUGUAUGGAGAGAAGUGUAGCCGUCAGUGCCCAUCGUGUGAACAUGCCACUUCCUGCCAUCACAUUACAGGCGAAUGUCAGUGUCUGCCUGGGUUUACCGGAACACUCUGUGAACAAGCCUGCCCCAUUGGUCGGUAUGGAAACCAGUGUAGCAGUGUAUGCAUGUGCACCAACAAUGCAACGUGUCAUCACAGGGAUGGUACCUGUCUCUGCCCUCCAGGAUGGGCUGGAUCAGACUGCUCCUCAUUCUGUCAGAUGGGGACAUUCGGCACUAACUGCGCUCAGAUCUGCUCAUGUCCACCAAACCAUUCCUGCGACCCUCAUACUGGAGACUGUACGUGUGUACCUGGAUCAGAUGAAGACUGCAGACCAGGGAGGGAGCUGAAUAUAAUGGUACCAGUGUCUCCAGUAGAGAGGGACUCAUGGGGGGCAAUUGGAGGCAUCGUGGUGCUGGUGAUUCUGGUGGUGCUUUUAUUGGCUGUUUUGUUGCUUUAUCGUCGCAGACAGCAAGACAAACAGAGCAACACACCUGUCGUUUCGUUCUCCUCGACCCGUACUGUCAGUUCAGAGUAUGCUGUGCCAGAUAUACCACUCAGCUACCAUCACUAUUACUCAAACCCAAGUUACCACACGUUGUCCCAGAGCAGACCUCCACUGCCCCACAUCCCCAACAACCAAGACCGAGCCAUCAAGAACACCAACAACCAGCUCUUCUGCAGUCUGAAAAACAGAGAGAGAGAAAGGAGAGGUCUGUUUGGAGCUGACACAAAUGCAACUCUUCCUCCAGGAUGGAAACACCAGGAGCCUCCAAAAGAUCCAGGGGCUUUUGGGAUUGAUCGGAGUUACAGCUAUAGCGCAACUAUUGGGAAGCGCUACAACAAAGAGCUGAAAGAUUCAUGCGUGGCAGUAAGCAGCAGUUCUCUAAACAGUGAGAACCCAUACGCCACCAUCAAAGAUCUGCCCGGCCUGCCGCCGUGUCCACCAGAGAGCAGCUACAUGGAGAUGAAGUCUGCGGUGCCCCGCGAGCGAUCCUACACUGAAAUCAGAUCACCGGCCGUGACCUCCUCUUCUCCAGUUUACAGAGAGCAUUGUUCUAUUGGCAACGUUCCGGAACAGGAGCCUCAGAAUCACUAUGAUCUGCCGAUCAACAGCCACAUUCCCGGGCAUUACGAUCUGCCCCCUGUGCGGAGACCACCCUCUCCAUCACCACGGAGACUGCCCCAUUGAUCUCCUUACACUUCAGUGUUUACAAACUUUGCUGCUUCUGAAAAUUCACUGCCAAAACAUGCCAGUUUACAAAAAGUGGAUAAUCCAUGCAUUGAUGGUUGGGAGCAAAGACUGUCAGCACAGCUGCACAACACUGCCAUCUAUUGGACGCCAUUGAAUGUUAAUAGCGCAGAAUGCCUCUUUUAAAGUAAAUGAACUCGGCACAGAGGUGUUUUUCUACCUGUAAAUAUUUUCUGGGUGAUUUUAUGUUUUUUUUUAAACAAAGACAAGAAGGAACUUACAUACAGCUUUUGACAAUUUGCUGGAUAUUGUGUCACACAUACUGUGUUGUUUAAAUCACGCUGCCAUUUCUGUGUGUUUUGCUCAGAAACACACGUGGCAAGUGGCAACUUUAGUACUUGACUGAUGGGCAAAACCCUUUAUGAUCUUAAUCUUUGCACAUGUUUCUAUGGAGAUAGUUGCUCAUCGCCUGUCACUUAGUGGCCAUAUUUAAAAACAAAUUUAUGUGAAAUAUACACAUAAGAUAUACAAGGUAUGUUCAAAUGAAAGACUAUGCAAAUUAUUUUAAAUAGGAAGAAUCUGUGCUUUGAUGGGUUAAAUGCUACAUAUCGGUUUUUAAUCUGGUAAUCAGGGUUGUAAAUGACAAAAAACACUUUAACAGUUAAAAAACAGGCUUAUUAUGAGAUUGUAAAUUUGAAAGCACAUAAGAGAUCGCUUUGAAUGUCAGUUGAAUUCAACAAUAAAAUCUGUAUAUAGUGUAAAUAAAAUGUGUUCAUGCACAACAGCAUGUAUAUGAAUUAUCCUUGUCAAUCAGGUAUUAACUAAAACACUUAGGGACAGUUUUCCGGAGACUGGUCUUAGCUAUAUUAGGACAUUUAAGUCGUUUUUACAAACAUACCUUACAAAAUAGCAAUAUUGGUGUGCAUCUUAGAAUUAAACAAUGACACUGAUACAUGCAAAGGGGCACGUCACAAUUAUUUUUUAAGAUGUCAAAUAAAUCUUUGGUGUCCCCAGAGUACGUACGUGAAGUUUUAGCUCAAAAUACCAUAUAGAUCAUUUAUUAUAUAUGUUAAACUUGCCACUUUGUAGGUGUGUGCGAAAAUGUGGCAUUUUGGGUGUGUCCAUUAAAUGCAAAUGAGCUGAUGAAAUGCA